GGCACCACAUCGCGCUAUCUGCAUAGAAACGAGGAGUUGCCGAGGGUUCCGCUCCGACGUCAUCGAUCUGUCAGUGCGACACACUUAACUAAAAAAAAACAGCUAAGGAAGCGGGAUAUUGGUCAUAAUCCACGGCGAUGUGAUCGAGGAUGCGUUUGCCUUGAGCUGUCCAGCGAACCCAUAUGAGUGAAGUUCCCUCAUCCAGAGACAUGGCAGAGGAAGGCGACUCCCAACAGCACACAGCAGAUCUCAAGAAAGACGAAGCACACCCUACAAAUUCCGAUCACGUUCCAGCAUGUGAUGAGCACAAACCAACUGAUGGCUCAGAUGAUGGAGAAAAGAAGACAGCGCCUCCUACAGGAAAAUCUUCAGGAGAAGACAACAGCAGCCUUCAUGAAGAUGAUGAAGAAAGUUAUGGAGAUUCCGACAGAAAUGAGGAACAACCUGUCGUGGCUGAGGCAACCCCCGACGGAGAUUCUGCUGAAAAGAAGACGGCGCCUCCUACAGGAAAAUCUUCAGGAGAAGACGACAGCAGCCUUCAUGAAGAUGGUGAAGAAAGUCAUGGAGAUUCCGACAGAAAUGAGGAACAACCUGUCGUGGCUGAGGCAACCCCCGGAGAAGACCACAAAAAGGAGGAGAAACCACCAGCAACAGCCACUUUACCGAUCUCUGGUGACAGACAGGACGACCAGGCUGAUGGACCCAAAACUACGACUGAUGAAAAACCUUCAGCCACAAACCACACCAACACUGACGCUGGAGAGGACGGAGAUUCUGCUGAAAAGAAGACGGCGCCUCCUACAGGAAAAUCUUCAGGAGAAGACGACAGCAGCCUUCAUGAAGAUGAUGAAGAAAGUUAUGGAGAUUCCGACAGAAAUGAGGAACAACAGGACAAUCAGGCUGAUGGACCCAAAACUACGACUGAUGAAAAACCUUCAGCCACAAACCACACCAACACUGACGCUGGAGAGGGAAUCAGAAGAUACUUGGCAGCAGUGUGUAUCAUGGUUUUUGUAGCUAUCUUGGUGCAGCAUCUCUUCCAACCUGAGUCACCGCCUCAGAAAAGCGAUGUGCGGCAAAUAGACAUCUUCCUCAAGCAGAUGGAAGAAGUAAAGACUAGGUUUCCUAACCAGCGUGCUGAGCUCUGGAACAGGGCCAGGAUCCACCUGCAGAGGCAUCUCCUGACAGCUCAGCCCACAGAGCCGGUGAGCCUGAUCCUGACCGCCGGCCUCAGAGCUGAGAGGACGCUGCACUGCCUCGCUCAGGGUCUGGCCUCCGCCUUCUCUUCUGCCCUCAACGCCUCCGUCCUCCACAUCGAUGGAGCCAGCAAAGCCAGUGAGGACAGCGACCAGGUCAAACUGGACAUUGACAGCAAGUUGCAGGGAGCUUUUGAAGGAGACAAACCCGUGGCCGUCAUUCAUCGCUUCGAAGAGCUCCCUCCGGGCUCCACUCUUAUUUUUUAUCGCUACUGUGACCACGAAAAUGCCGCAUACAAAAAAACAUUUCUGAUCUUCACUGUGCUGCUGGGGGAAGAAGAGGAGAUUCCUGCCAAGAUUCGCUUGAGUGCGGUGGAGGAGAUGGUGGACGACCACCUCCAGAAAAAGUUUCUGACGCAUGGCCACCCUGUGUCUUUUGACAGGAUGGACCUCGACAAGUACGGUGGACUGUGGAGCCGCAUUUCUCACCUCAUCCUCCCUGUGGCAGCAGAGGAAAGAAUAGAGCAUGAAGGCUGCUAGAGGACAUGAACAGCCCAUCAUCUGAACUUUUAGUCCAAGCACUCAGCUGCUGCAGAUCUGUCAGAACUUUCACUGAGGGUCAUCGUGGGGUAAACCGGGUUUCUUACAUAUACUAAAUUAAAGCUCAUUACAAAUGAAGACAUCAAGCAUAGAUAAGAGACAUUAUGAUGUAGAAUAUUUGUAAAAGUUUCUAUGACCAUUCACCAAGAAAAAAAAACAUUUGAGGAAAAGGCUGUGGCACUUUAUUCUUUGAGUCUUUUGAUCAGAUGUAAUUACAGACUGACUGCAAAAUGAAGUAAAUCGGGAGCUUAUUUGGAUUUUGUGAUACAAUUUUAAUGGUAACUGCUAAAUUUCACAAAGUGUUAUCUGAUGUAAGACUUGAUUGUUCUGUGGAUAAUGAUCACUUCAGAGUUAAAAGGCCAAACUAUUGUGUUGGUUUCGCAGCACAGGGUUUAUUAUUGUCACGAUUCAUGUCUUCUGUGAUUCUCAAACCUUCACGGCACCACGGGCCUUAACUGAACAACCCAUGUCCUUUUUUUUCUAUAUGCAUAUACAUGUUCCACUUCUGGAAGUCAGAUGACGAGUGCAUAAAUGAAAUGUGCCUUAAAAUGACAAUAAACUUGCUGUAUAAUCUGAAA
Amphiprion ocellaris (clown anemonefish) is the source of this 2374-nucleotide messenger RNA. RefSeq names its product torsin-1A-interacting protein 2-like. Bases 183 to 1736 code for a protein of 517 amino acids. Gene Ontology annotation, molecular function: ATPase activator activity. Lineage: Eukaryota; Metazoa; Chordata; Actinopteri; Pomacentridae. Gene Ontology annotation, biological process: membrane organization. The record is from RefSeq and is a predicted model, not a curated record. Gene Ontology annotation, cellular component: membrane. The transcript is spliced from 8 exons.